AGCCAUGGAGGGCGAGGGCGGCGCGUCGGUUCUCUGCCUCUUCGACGUGGACGGCACCCUGACCGCGCCUCGGCAGAAAAUCACCCCCAAGAUGGCAGAUUUCCUCCAGGCUUUGCGGCAGAAGGUGAAACUCGGCGUGGUGGGUGGCUCAGACUUUGAAAAGAUCCAAGAGCAACUGGGGGAAGACGUGGUUGGAAAAUACGACUAUGUUUUCCCAGAAAAUGGUCUGGUGUCAUACAAAGAUGGAGAACUUAUUGGGAAACAGAGCAUCCAAGACCAUCUGGGGGAAGACCUGCUCCAGGAUUUGAUCAACUACUGCCUGAGCUACAUUGCAAAAAUUAAGCUCCCCAGGAAAAGGGGAACUUUCAUUGAAUUCCGAAAUGGGAUGCUGAAUGUUUCCCCCGUUGGCAGGAGCUGCAGCCAAGAGGAACGGAUGGAGUUUUUUGAGCUCGACAAGAGGGAACAUAUCCGGGACAGAUUUGUUGCUGAUUUACAACAUGACUUUGCAGGGAAAGGCCUUACAUUUUCCAUAGGAGGCCAGAUCAGCUUUGACGUCUUCCCCAACGGUUGGGACAAACGGUACUGCUUGGGAAUUGUUGCCCAGGACAACUUCGAAAAGAUCUAUUUCUUUGGAGAUAAGACCAUGCCGGGAGGAAACGACUACGAAAUUUACACGGACCCCAGAACCAUUGGGCACAGCGUCUCUUCACCGGAGCGAACGAGAGAGAUAUGCGAAGCCUUGUUUUUCAAAUAGAUUGCGGGCUGCUUUUGCACCGAAGGGACGUACUGGGUUCAGGACCAUGACUGGAAACCAGAUCCUGGAAAUCGGGGGAAAGGGUUAGGAUAGCGUCCGAACUGUAGGGGGGGGAGGAGGGAGGGAAGGAGCUCCAAUUAUCCCAUCCGUCCGCUCGGCUGUUCUGAGCUCACAUAUUGCACUGUGCUAUGCUUCCUUCCCCUCUGUUUAAGGAAGGAACAGCAUAAGAGCCGGGAUUGCGCAGUGGUUAGAGUGCAGUACUGCAGGCUAUUUAUGCUGACU
Messenger RNA from Thamnophis sirtalis, 1036 nucleotides. RefSeq names its product phosphomannomutase 2 (gene PMM2). Gene Ontology annotation, cellular component: cytosol. Lineage: Eukaryota; Metazoa; Chordata; Lepidosauria; Squamata; Natricidae. Gene Ontology annotation, molecular function: phosphomannomutase activity. Gene Ontology annotation, biological process: protein N-linked glycosylation; GDP-mannose biosynthetic process; mannose metabolic process. The record is from RefSeq and is a predicted model, not a curated record.